Messenger RNA from Bipolaris maydis ATCC 48331, 312 nucleotides. The record is from RefSeq and is a predicted model, not a curated record. Lineage: Eukaryota; Fungi; Ascomycota; Dothideomycetes; Pleosporales; Pleosporaceae.
AUAACGAAUGACCCAAGAAGAAAAGCGAGAGAGGGAAAUGUAAAAACGACUCUCUCAAAGUCGCAAGAAAGAGAGAGAGAAAGGUAUCGGGCGAAGACAAGCGACCCUUUUCAUCCACACACCCCAAUCCUUUUCCCUUUACACAACAUUAAACCACUCCAAAAAGGGCCACUCAAGCCCGCCACGCGCAGCCGUCCUAACCUUAAAAGGAGGUGGAGGGUCCAAGAAUAUGCCGAUACGGGCGGCCCACGCCCGCAAGCCACCAUUAUUGCCCUUGGCACUCACACUUGUCAAUACCCAAAACAGCGGGUA